GCGUGCACGCUUUUGCCCACAAAAGUCGCAAUUCAAGCAACAAAACGAGAAGCCCGCCAACAAAGCAGUUAGAUGCACUUUGCAGCUGUAUUCACCUCUCUCUUCCUCUCAUCCCUAUAAAGCCGACUGCUUCUCCUUCUGCAUCCUAUCAUAUAUAAGGACAGAAAUCGAUAUACAGAGAGUAUAAUGGCAGCUGGCUACAAUAUUCCAAGGUCACUGCAACUACAUUCAGUACAAUGUGCUGCGUGUAUACUGUUGCUAAUUACUGCAAUCGGCAUAGGUGAAGGUUCUGAACUCGCCACAGACUACUACAAGUACUCGUGCCCCGGCUUAGAGGCCAUUGUGAAGGAUUCUCUUCUUCCUAUCUUCUUCACCGAUCCCCGAUCCCCGGCCGGGUUCCUACGACUCCUCUUCCAUGAUUGCCAAGUUCAGGGUUGUGAUGCAUCUAUCCUCCUAGAAACUGACUACAACAAAGGGAUCACUUCAGAGUUGUUAUCCUCCAGAAACUUUGGAAUCAGAAACAUAGACUCAAUUGCAAAGAUAAAGUCUAUAGUUGAGGAGUUCUGUCCAGGCCAAGUCUCUUGUGCUGAUAUAAUAGCUCUGGCAGCAAGAGAGGCAGUAGCCUACAGCGGUGGUCCCAAAAUCGUGAUUCCUCUUGGCCGGAAGGACUCGACGAUGGGCAGCAAUCUGCGUGCCGACGAUGAGCUUCCUUCCGCAAGCACAGGAGUUGAUGAUGCAGUGAGGAUAUUCAUGGGCAGGGAGAUGAGUAUUGAGGAGACAGUGGCACUAUUGGGAGCCCACACUCUUGGGGUUGGUCACUGCAUCAGCAUAGCUCACAGGCUCUACAACUCAAAUGUGAAUCACAGAGAGAGGAUAGACUCAGUAUUUGAAGCAUAUCUAAGGCUCAACUGUCCCACUGAAGUGCCCAUAACAAAUUACACUUUCAUAGUUAGUGAUCUCACUUCUUUGAUCUUUGAUAACCAGUACUACCGAGAUGUUAUGAGUGGCCGAGGGCUCUUCAGCAUCGAUUCUGACAUGUCGAUGGAUCCACGAACGGUGCCAAUUGUGAGGCGGUUUGCUGAGGAUCAGGCUUAUUUCUUUCAGGUAUUUUCAUCGGCAUUUGUUAAGCUCUCAUCGGCAGUGAAUCCUGAAGGUGGGGAGAUCAGGAGAGAGUGCCGCAGGAUUAACUGACAUCAGCAAUCGGGCGAUAGAUUACUAAUUUAUUGACUAUACUUAACUUUAGAACUGUGACUUGAAUCAUUAUGUAGUGGUGAAGUUAUGUAUACUUGAUGUAUUACAAAUAUGUGGAUAUAUAGCUGAAGCCAUUUUCGUAUUAUAAAGGGCUCCAA
This is a messenger RNA of Asparagus officinalis (garden asparagus), 1349 nucleotides long. RefSeq names its product peroxidase 29-like. The record is from RefSeq and is a predicted model, not a curated record. NCBI's taxonomy places the organism in Eukaryota, Viridiplantae, Streptophyta, Magnoliopsida, Asparagales, Asparagaceae. Gene Ontology annotation, molecular function: peroxidase activity; heme binding. The transcript is spliced from 3 exons. Gene Ontology annotation, biological process: response to oxidative stress; hydrogen peroxide catabolic process. The coding region runs from base 187 to 1191 and encodes 334 amino acids.